GUGGCGCGGCGUGGCGUGCGUGAGGCGUGAGGUAAGGUGCCACAGGCGGUCGGAGUGGCGGGCGGGGCUCACCACAGCGCCUCAAGCCAGCACCCACGCGCCCACCACCACCACCACCACCAUCGCCACCACCAACAUGCGUGAGUGCAUCUCUAUCCAUGUGGGCCAGGCCGGCGUGCAGAUCGGCAACGCGUGCUGGGAGCUGUACUGCCUCGAGCACGGCAUCACGCCCGACGGGAUGAUGCCCUCCGACGACACAGUGGGCUACGGCGUCGACUCCUUCAACACCUUCUUCAGCGAGAUGGAGAGCGGCCUGCACGUGCCCCGAGCCGUCUUUGUCGACCUGGAGCCCACGGUGAUUGACGAGGUGAGGACAGGGACGUACCGCGCGCUGUACCACCCCGGCCAGCUUAUCACAGGGAAGGAAGACGCGGCCAACAACUUUGCCCGCGGCCACUACACCAUCGGCAAGGAGAUGAUUGACGUCACCCUCGAGCAGAUACGAAGGAUGGUCGACAACUCCUCCAGCUUGCAGGGCUUCCUGGUGUUCCACUCGUUCGGGGGCGGCACAGGGUCUGGCUUCACGUCUCUCCUCAUGGAACACCUGACCGUCGAAUUUGGCAAGAAGACCAAAUUGGAGUUCGCUAUCUAUCCGGCGCCCCAGGUGUCCACGGCCAUGGUUGAGCCGUACAACUCGGUGCUGACGACCCACACCUCGAUGGAGCAGAGCGACGUGGCCUUCAUGGUGGACAAUGAGGCGAUCUUCGACCUGUGCCACAAGAGCCUCGGGGUGAUGCGGCCCACCUACCACAACCUCAACAGACUCAUCAGCCAGAUCGUCUCCUCCAUCACGGCCUCGCUCAGGUUCGAGGGCGCCCUGAACGUGGACUUGGCAGAGUUUCAGACCAACCUCGUCCCCUACCCGCGGAUCCACUUCCCCAUGGCUAACUACGCCCCCGUGCACGCCGCCGAGAAGGUCAACCACAUGCAGAUCUCCACGGCCGAGCUGACCAACGAGUGCUUCUCCCCGAACAUGCAAAUGGUGAAGUGUAACCCGCGCAACGGCAAGUACAUGGCCGUGACGCUGCUCUUCCGCGGCGACGUGGUGCCCAAGGACGUGAACUCGGCCAUCCAGAACAUCAAGAACACCAAGAGCAUCGAGUUCGUGGACUGGUGCCCCACGGGGUUCAAGGUGGGCAUCAACUACAUGCCGCCCACCAUGGUGCCCGGAGGGGACCUGGCCACGGUGCCGCGCUCCCUGUGCAUGCUGUCCAACACCACGGCCAUCGCGGAGGCCUGGGCGCGCCUCGACCACAAGUUUGACCUCCUCUACAACAAGCGAGCCUUCGUCCACUGGUACGUGAGUGAGGGGAUGGAGGAGGGGGAGUUCAGCGAGGCGAGGGAGGACCUGGCGGCGCUGGAGAAGGACUACGAGGAGAUCGCCGAGGACCCCGAGGAGUACGAGGACGAGUACGACGACUACUGAGGAAGAGGAGGAUGAAAAGGAAACGACCGAGGAGGAGGAAGACGAGAGCACGGAGAUUAACGAGAAAAUGAUGACGACUAGAAAGGGAGGGAGGAGGAGGAGGAGGAGUUUUACUAAGAAAGAGUGAGAACGAAGAAGACGACUACUGAACAAGAGGAAGACUGAAAGGAUAACGAACGAGGAGGAGGAAAGACAAGAACACGGAGAUUAAUGAGGAGAAAGAUGAAGAUGACUAGAGAGAGGGAGGAGGAGGAGGGGGAGGAGGAGGAGAAAAAACGAAGAGGAACAAGAACAAUAACACGAAGAAAAGAAGAAGAGGAAGAGGAGAGGAGGAGGAGGGCUGCUAAGGAAGAAUUAGGAUGAUGAGGAUGACAAAAAAAUGAUGAUGAUGAUGAGGAGGAGGAGGAGGAAGAGGAGGAGGAAGAGGGCAACUACUGUCAGUGAUGAGAACAACGAUAUGAGAAAAAAGAAAACAACUUAGAGGACAACUUAUCCGAAUAUGGAGGAAAGAGGAAGACUUGGACUCCUUAUGACAAAGAGGACGAUAUAGAAGCCUCAUGAAGAAACUGAAAUACAAACACAAAGACAUUUAACAAGAGCCUCAGCUUCCCCUUAAAACCCUCCUUGCAAACAACAGUAAAGAAAACCGAUGCCUUGAUAUGGGACACUACGCUAGAUACGCCAUACGUGCCUCUUAUUAACUGUUCACUAUACUAUUUUUGCUUUUCGUUUUUAUGUCGUUUGUCAAAUCAGAAUGAGCGAGAAUGAGCCACAGGGGAUCGAAGGGGUGACUGAAGACCUAUACCGCGGGCUGUCCAUCUACCCAACCUCCCCAUCGCCUUCACAUUUGCUAUUUUUUGUUUCCUGUUCUUCGUCGUUUGUCGA
This is a messenger RNA of Eriocheir sinensis (Chinese mitten crab), 2371 nucleotides long. RefSeq names its product tubulin alpha chain-like. The coding region runs from base 137 to 1486 and encodes 449 amino acids. The record is from RefSeq and is a predicted model, not a curated record. The transcript has 9 exons. Lineage: Eukaryota; Metazoa; Arthropoda; Malacostraca; Decapoda; Varunidae. Gene Ontology annotation, biological process: mitotic cell cycle; microtubule cytoskeleton organization. Gene Ontology annotation, molecular function: GTP binding; structural constituent of cytoskeleton. Gene Ontology annotation, cellular component: microtubule; cytoplasm.